AUGUGUUCACCGGAACGUCAGACAGUCAAUAAGCCACCAGUCCACGCCAGUGGUUUCUAUGGCAACCACAGAAGCAGAUGCAGGAGUGACUUCAACCAGGAGUAUCGUAAAGCAGCCCGUCCACAACCUCCCGAUAUCUUUCUGAAAAGGAUGAAGGAAACCCCUUCAAAGCACAUAUUCUCCAAACAUGACAACCGACAGGCCUUCCCAGGAACAGCGACGUAUUUUGAGCAUGGCUUAGGGAGAAAGAGAAUAGAAGGGAGUCUUCACAAUACCCGGAACAUGAUUGACUGGGUCCCCUUGAAGGAGGAAUUGGAACGUGACAGACCCCUUCACACGAGUUAUCAAUACGAUUUCCACUCCAAAGGGAAGGUUCCCCAGCUCUUAAUCCAACACCACUUCCAAAGGCAACCUCUUCAACGCACACCCAGCACCACCUACCAACAUACCUUCCACAGCUACUAUCUGCCUCAACCCAUCCCCAGCAUACUCCAAGAGCAGCGGUUGGCCGAGGAUCCCAAACCGAAAGAUCCCGAACCUGCUGUUCUUGCCUCCAGUGAGCCUAGCACUCUUGCCUCCGAGGAUCCUGCAGCUCCUGCCUCCAGCGAGGCCACGGCAACGGACCACACAACAGCCGCAGAAGCUGUCGCUCCGGCACCUGUUUCUAAGCGUCCUGUGUUUCUUCUUCCACCCCGGCUGACAGUUUUCGACUGUUUGCACUGGCAUAAUUGUUGACCGCCCAUCCGAAAGGUUCUUUUUCAUUUGACUGAGGAAAAUGAAAUGCUCUUUUGUAAAUGCUAAUAGUGAGAGAUAAAUAAAUAAAAUCUUGCUGGACUGCA
Molecule: messenger RNA, 839 nt
Organism: Thamnophis elegans (Western terrestrial garter snake)
Lineage: Eukaryota; Metazoa; Chordata; Lepidosauria; Squamata; Natricidae
Gene: CIMIP7
Product: chromosome 2 C3orf84 homolog
Exons: 4
Coding region: 1-735 (244 amino acids)
Source: RefSeq, a predicted model, not a curated record